This is a messenger RNA of Monoraphidium neglectum, 939 nucleotides long. RefSeq lists its product as hypothetical. Gene Ontology annotation, cellular component: membrane; lipid droplet; cytoplasm. The transcript has 8 exons. Gene Ontology annotation, molecular function: triacylglycerol lipase activity. Bases 1 to 939 code for a protein of 312 amino acids. Gene Ontology annotation, biological process: triglyceride catabolic process; lipid homeostasis. The record is from RefSeq and is a predicted model, not a curated record. Lineage: Eukaryota; Viridiplantae; Chlorophyta; Chlorophyceae; Sphaeropleales; Selenastraceae.
AUGGAGUCUCUAGAUACCGCGCUGCUUUUGAAUCCAUUGACGGCCAAGUUGGCGGUGUUUGACACACUGGCGCCGCUGGCUGGGGCAACAUUCCACAACACCACGUCGCUGCAAACAGCCAUGCAGCGCAACACCAUCGGUGUUGGAUACGCAGGCGCAGGGUUCCUGCUGUUCUACUACAUCGGUGUGUCCAAGGUGCUGCAGCAGCUGGGGGUCGUGAAGCCCGGGGUCACCAAGACGGCGGGCGCGAGUGCAGGCAUCCUGAGCGCUGCAGUGGACUAUGGGUUCGUCACCCACGACCAGUUCAUCAAGUACGGGAAGGAGUUUGCCAGGAACUGCCGGGCCAGAAACAACUGCGCCGGCAUUCUUGGAGAAGAGGUUCGGAAGAUGACGGAGAAGAUGAUGCCGCAGGACGCGGCAAAGCGCAUCAGCGGCAUCGGCUACAUUGCGCUGAGCAGCCCCAACUACGCGGGGUUUCCUGUGGGCGACUACGUGGUCAACUACACCAGCCGGCAAGGCGCGCAGGGGCAGGGCUAUGUGAUCAACGCUGUGUACACCGGCGUGUACGACGGCGCAUUCCGGACGCCACUGCCGUGCCCCCUCGGCAACACCACCUACUGCGUCAAGGUGUCGGUGCUGCCCUGCGAUUGGACCUUCCAGGACGUCUGGAAGGAUAUCCUUGACUCCAAGAACGACAAAUACGUGUACGAUGCCAUGUACGGCACGUUUGGCCGCGACGCCCCCAGCAUCACCAAGUUUGUGAUGGAGACGCUGGCGAACCGUGCGCUGCACCCCGGCCAGAGCAUGGCGGAGAUGUUGGCAGGGUGGUACGCGUUCUUCAGCCACCAGCCAAAAGAGGACGUGGACAUCUACCCUGGCAAGUACAAUCAAAACCCCUACAACCUGCUGCGCUGGAUGCUGAUGAUCCUGGUGAGCUGA